ACUUGGACGUGCCUUGCUGUGUGUCACUGGCUGGGAAAUCUAACGGGAGAAACAUCCGAGACAAAGAUUCCUGGACCCGAGUGACACCAACCAAAUAUACAUAAAUCAGGACAAAACACUGAGUGGAAGACACCCACUCUGGCUCAACACGGAGAAGAUGGAGAGUCUUAAGGCAAAGAGCUGCUGAUUAGACAAUUGCAGCAGCCCACACUUGCUUUAGCAGAUACUUGUGCUCGCUUUACCCUCCAAGGAACUGAGACAGGGCCUAAUUUAAUGAAGAUCAGAAAGAAGGUCUCCUAGAUAAGAAGAAAGCAGACUGGCUUUUGGGAGAAAGAUAAAAUCUGACUGGACCGCUGGAGGAAUUCCAAGGGAGAAGAACUGGCUAUAAAAGCUCGAUCGUUCCAGUGAGGAUAUCCUGGAAGCUGAAUGUAACCCGACACAGGCAUUCCCUGCCAGAGAUUUCAACCAGAAAAACCAAAUGGGUGAAGAAGGCUUGAAGAAAAGAAAAGGAGAGGACAAAGGAAGAGAGGACACAAAGUCCAUUCAGAGUCAUGAACCCCAAAAGACGAACCUACAGAAACAGGUGGGCCUCAUCAGUGGAAUCUGUAUGAUUGUGGGGACCAUUAUUGGGUCAGGUAUCUUUGUUUCUCCAAAAUCAGUCCUUGCCAAUGUUGAAGCUGUGGGUCCUUGUUUAACCAUCUGGGCAGCCUGUGGAGUUCUGGCCACGUUAGGUGCCCUUUGCUUUGCCGAGCUCGGCACGAUGAUCACGAAAUCUGGAGGAGAAUAUCCUUACCUCAUGGAGGCCUUUGGCCCCAUUCCAGCCUUUCUGUUUUCCUGGACGAGUUUGCUGGUGACCAAGCCCAGCUCCUUCGCCAUCAUUUGUCUCAGCUUCGCAGAAUACGCCUCGGCUCCUUUUUUCCCGGGCUGUGAUCCCCCCAAGGCUGUCAUCAAGUGUCUCGCAGCAGCAGCCAUCGUGGUAAUUACCAUUGUGAAUUCACUGAGUGUGAAGCUGGGGAGUUACCUCCAGAAUUUUCUCACGGCUGCUAAAAUGAUCAUUGUCACAAUCAUUAUUGUAAGUGGCAUUGUUCUCCUUGCACAAGGAAAAACUGAAAACUUCAAAGAUUCUUUCAAGGACAGUAAAAUUUCUAUCAGCUCUAUCAGUCUGGCAUUUUACAAUGGACUCUGGGCAUAUGAUGGAUGGAAUCAACUCAAUUACAUCACAGAAGAACUUAAAAAUCCUUACAGAAACCUACCACUCUCUAUAAUUAUUGGGAUCCCCUUGGUUACAGUUUGUUACGUUCUGAUAAACGUCUCCUAUUUCACCGUCAUGACUUCGACAGAACUCCUGCAGUCCCAGGCAGUUGCUGUGACAUUUGGAGACAGGGUCCUUUAUCCAGCCUCGUGGAUAGUUCCUCUCUUUGUGGUGUUUUCUACAAUUGGAUCUGCCAAUGGGACCUGUUUUACUGCAGGCAGACUUGUUUAUGUUGCAGGCCGGGAGGGGCACAUGCUGAAGCUGUUGUCUUACAUCAGUGUUAAACGCUUAACACCAGCCCCUGCCAUCAUGUUUUAUGGGGCCAUUGCUAUUAUUUAUAUUAUCCCUGGUGACAUCGAAACGCUCAUAAAUUAUUUCAGUUUCGCCGUCUGGAUAUUUUAUGGUCUGACCGUGUUUGCACUCAUUGUCAUGAGGUUUACAAGGAAGCACCUUGAAAGGCCUAUCAGGGUGCCCAUCAUCAUUCCCGUCAUAGUGACUCUGGUCUCCAUUGUCCUGGUGUUGGCACCAAUCAUCAGCGCCCCUGAACUGGCCUAUUUGUACUGUAUUUUAUUUAUCCUCAGUGGACUUAUAGUUUAUGCACUUUUUGUUCAUUUUAAAUUCAGCUGGGCCCAGAAAAUAUCAAAUCCCAUCACUAUGCACCUCCAGAUGCUUUUGGAAGUUGUUCCAGCAGAAGAAGUUGCCACAUGAAAUGUUUCCUUCCUACCAGGUUGCUUUUAAGUGCUGUACUGGUUGAAGCAGACUCAAUUUAGUUUGGCAGAUACAUAUUCUUGCUAAAUUGUUAUGUUCUUACUGGUGUGUUAUUUUUGCAGCCCUUUAG
This is a messenger RNA of Myiozetetes cayanensis, 2090 nucleotides long. RefSeq names its product solute carrier family 7 member 9 (gene SLC7A9). The record is from RefSeq and is a predicted model, not a curated record. The coding region runs from base 479 to 1960 and encodes 493 amino acids. Gene Ontology annotation, cellular component: membrane. NCBI's taxonomy places the organism in Eukaryota, Metazoa, Chordata, Aves, Passeriformes, Tyrannidae. The transcript is spliced from 14 exons. Gene Ontology annotation, biological process: amino acid transmembrane transport. Gene Ontology annotation, molecular function: L-amino acid transmembrane transporter activity.